Molecule: messenger RNA, 2405 nt
Organism: Seriola aureovittata
Lineage: Eukaryota; Metazoa; Chordata; Actinopteri; Carangiformes; Carangidae
Product: zinc finger protein 226-like
Exons: 5
Coding region: 163-1410 (415 amino acids)
Biological process (GO): regulation of transcription by RNA polymerase II
Cellular component (GO): nucleus
Molecular function (GO): DNA-binding transcription factor activity, RNA polymerase II-specific; RNA polymerase II transcription regulatory region sequence-specific DNA binding
Source: RefSeq, a predicted model, not a curated record
UCUUAGUUGUACAGACUGCUAUCACAACAUACGCCAGGAAGAGUCCGAUCCGAUCUGUGCGUUUUACGUCUGUGGGGUCAACUCUCUCAGUCAAACUACCUUCAAAGAGCGGUUAGAGGAAAAUUGUUUUGAGUGUGUGCUGAGACCACCCAGUAUCCCAGGAUGGACUCUGAGAUUUUGAACAUAGAGGAGAUAGUGAUGGGACGGGGAUUACCAGAUCCACCUCCUGAAGCCCCCCCUGAAAAGCCAGCCGAACCAUACAAACCAAUCACUUUGAAUGGACCUCCUGCACCCUCUGUUCAACCCUACCAGCAUGAAAAUCUGCAGUGUUUCCAGUGCUUCAUCACAUUCUGCAGCGCCAAAGCCAAGGAAAGGCACAUGAAGAAGAGCCACCGGGAAGAGUAUAAGCAACAGCUUCAGCAGGGAAACACAUUGUUCACAUGCUAUGUGUGUGACCGCACAUUUCUGUCAUCUGAGGAAUUGACGCAGCACCAGCCAACACACAGCAAGGAUGACAAGCCCUUCAAAUGCGUUCACUGCAAGGAGAGCUUUAAAACAUUCUCUGAACUCACAGCCCAUAGAAGACAAGUGUGUCCAGAGAAACAGUUGGUAUGUAAAGAUUGCAAUGAAACCUUCCGUAGUGCUGGACUGCUGCGUACUCAUCGUCUGACUCAGCAUCCCCGCCCAGAUGUAGAGACUGCAGAACAGCCGGAGGACCCUGCGAAAACCCAUCGCUGUAAGAAGUGUGGUCAGGGCUUUGAAACAGAGUCAGAGCUGGUGGCUCACCAGGAGAAGUACCCUGAAGGUCAGCAAUGCAACGGAAGCGCUUCAUCCACGAAGAAACGUGGACGGCCUUCUAAAACUGAAGACCCGGCAGGUGUUGAGAAAAAGGGAAAGCGGAAAAAGAAAGAUGAGGCAGAAGCAUCUGAAGAGCCAAUGAAGGCCAGCAGCACAUCGGAGUCUGCAGCAACCCCAGCAGAGGAAAAGGGAAAAGCAGUUGGAGCAAAGCGAGGCCGUCCUUCAAAAGCAGCAGCAAAAUUAGAAACGGAAGAUAAGAAGAGUCCUGAGGAUGACAGUCAAGCCCCAGGGAAGGAGAAGAAACCUAAAGCAGAUCUAGCCCCGGCCCGUCAGCACCCGUGCCCUGAAUGUGACCUCUCAUUCCCCGGCUUGAUUCAGCUCCGUGCUCACAAGAAGGAGAAACACACCCCACGGAAAGCCCACCCCUGCGACGAAUGUGAAGAGAGCUUUGCCCGUCCUGAGCAGCUGGACGCCCACAUGUCACGGGCUCACGCCGUUGGUCGCUUUGCCUGUCCAACCUGCGGGAAGAGCUUCGGCCGUGAGCGCACCUUGAAAGCUCACCAGAAAAGCCACCCAGAGGAAAAGCCUGAAAACCCAAGUGCAAAGAGAUAAUUUACACAUGGGGACAUUGUGGAAAGUGUAUGGUUUUUGAAGAUUUUAGUCAGGAAUUGCCUUUUUUUCCUUUUAACAUUGGAGCUCUGAUGCUCCAGAUCAUGGUUUCAGAUGAGUUUGGAAUGGUUUUGAGAAUACUGUUUUAGCAAAUUUUGGAUUUAAAGUUGGGUUUUGAUUAUGAGCUGAUGGAAUUAUGGACAAACAGACACAUCAUCUAAAUUGACUAACCAAAUGUUGUUAAAUCCAUCUAUUACACCCUUUGUCACAGAGCAUAGUUUAUUUGUAAAAACAAACUGUUUUGAUUAACUUUUUAAAUGAUUUGUUUCAGUUUUUUAAGCGUGAAAUGCGUGUGGUGUGAAUUUAUUACUUGGUGUCUUGAGUUAUUCAACUCAUUUUGUGGUUUAAAAAAUGUUUUUUUAAUGUUUUUUUUCCUCUUGUUUUUUUUUUUUUUUUUUUUUCAAAACAGAUUGGGUAAGUACAUAUUUUGAAGAAAAUUAGAUGCCUAGUAAAGAUACUGUGUUUGAAUGUUUAGACAGUUUGUCAAAAGAAAUAUGUUAUGUACAGCUUCUGGUUCAUAUAAUGCAUUUUUUUACACUUAAUAUUUUGAUUAUGUUCCUUUCUAAAUUAAGCCUCAUUCAGGAGGAAUUUUAAAUUAACAUAAUUAAGUUCUGAUACAAUUUCAUUUUGGCUAGGUGCUCCAGAUUCAAUGUGGAGUGUUUGGCUUGUGGGCAAAAGCGAUCCACUAUAAUUCUGAUUUGUCUUACAGUAAAAUUUUCUUCCUUAUUUUUUCACUCAUUAGAGUAAAAUUUAAUGUCUUAAAUUUCUCAAUUGGAACUCAUGGCUUUUUAAUGCCUGUGAGUCCCAUAAGGAACCGUGUAUAUCCUGUCUUAUUCACUGAUUGGAUUGUUUCUCUCCCAACUGCAAUGUGUCUGGACACUGCAAAAAAUGUAAUAAAACAUGGUAUCCCAAGGGAGGCUGCUGAAGAAAUAACCUGC